Neoarius graeffei (lesser salmon catfish) is the source of this 6775-nucleotide messenger RNA. RefSeq names its product GRB2-associated binding protein 2 (gene gab2). The record is from RefSeq and is a predicted model, not a curated record. Bases 1802 to 3826 code for a protein of 674 amino acids. The transcript is spliced from 10 exons. Lineage: Eukaryota; Metazoa; Chordata; Actinopteri; Siluriformes; Ariidae.
GUAGUGGUUAGCGCUGUCGCCUCACAGCAAGAAGGUCCUGGGUUCGAGCCCCGUGGCCGGCGAGGGCCUUUCUGUGUGGAGUUUGCAUGUUCUCCCCGUGUCCGCGUGGGUUUCCUCCGGGUGCUCCGGUUUCCCCCACAGUCCAAAGACAUGCAGGUUAGGUUAUCUGGUGACUCUAAAUUGACCGUAGGUGUGAAUGUGAGUGUGAAUGGUUGUCUGUGUCUAUGUGUCAGCCCUGUGAUGACCUGGCGACUUGUCCAGGGUGGACCCCGCCUUUCGCCCGUAGUCAGCUGGGAUAGACUCCAGCUUGCCUGCGACCCUGUAGAACAGGAUAAAGCGGCUAGAGAUAAUGAGAUGAGAUGAGUACGAGUCUAGGGGCGGCACGGUGGUGUAGUAGUUAGCACUGUCGCCUCACAGCAAAGGUCCUGGGUUCGAGCCUAGCGGCGGACGAGGGUCUUUCUGUGUGGAGUUUGCAUGUUCUCCCCAUGUCUGCGUGGGUUUCCUCCGGGUGCUCCGGUUUCCCCCACGGUCCAAAGGCGUGCAGGUUAGGCUAACUGGUGGCUCUAAAUUGACCGUAGAUGUGAAUGAAUGAAUGUCUCUGUGUCAGCUCUGCGAUAACCUGGCGACUUGUUCAGGGUGUACCCCGCCUCUCACCCAUAGUCAGCUGGGAUAGGCUCCAGCUUGCCUGUGACCCUGCACAGGAUAAGCAACUACAGAUAAUGGAUAUAUAUAUGGAGAGAGAGAGGUGGCACGGUGGUGUAGUAGUUAGCGCUGUCGCCUCACAGCAAAGGUCCUGGGUUCGAGCCUAGCGGCCGACGAGGGCCUUUCUGUGCGGAGUUUGCAUGUUCUCCCCGUGUCUGCGUGGGUUUCCCCCAUGGUCCAAAGGCGUGCAGGUUAGGCUAACCGGUGGCUCUAAAUUGACUGAAUGGUUGUUUUGUCUCUGUGUCAGCUCUGCGAUAACCUGGCGACUUGUCCAGAGUCAGCUGGGAUAGGCUCCAGCUUGCCUUGUAGAACAGAAUAAGCAGCUACAGAUAAUGGAUGGAUGGAUGGAUGGAUGGAUUAGUACUAGUCUAGCUUUGUAUUAGGUCUAACUGAUGGUUUCUUGGGGGGUGGAGAAGAAAACCUGACCUUUAUGCCUAAUUGCAAAAUAAGUUACUUGGAAAUAAAUACAGUGAGGUCUGGAUUUUGGUUGCCAUAGCUGUGCGCGCAUGUCUGUCUGUCUGUCUGUCAGUAGAAAGCCCCGCCCCCUUCCUCCAGAACCGUUUACAGAGUCCCCGCCUCGUUUUUUCCUGGCCACGCCUCUUUGUGAAUGUGAUUCGUCAGAAAACAAUAAUCAACUGGCUGGGCGGAGGAGGGACUUCAUGCCAAGGCGUCUGUUUGUAGUCGGGACCUGGAGGAUGAGUGAAUGUUCCUGCACUCUCUCUCUGUCUGUUGUGUUGAGCCUUGAGCGGGCGUGGUGUUGGUGUUGACCAUAAAGACGCACCGUGCGAGACUACUUCCUGUACCAGAGAAGCUACAAGAGGCUCCUCCUCCUCCGUCCGCAAGUGAUCCCGAGCGGAGAGUUACACUGGGUUUCAUGUCGGGGACGGCGCGCGCCUUCGAGCUCGAGCUGUCUGGACAAACUGCGCGCGCGCUCUCGCGUCACUAAAUGGGCCGGCGGAGCGCGCGCGCGUCUGCGUUCUCCCUAAAUGGACCUGCAUCAUCUGAUCUUACGAGCGCGCGCCUGUGUGUGUGUGUGUGUGUGUGUGAGUGAGUGUGUGCUGUUGUGAUCAGGCUUAUUUGGGAGAGAGGGAGGAGAAACAUGAGCGGCGGAGAAAUCAUUUGCCAGGGCUGGCUGAGAAAAUCCCCACCAGAGAAAAAACUUAGAAGAUACGCCUGGAAGAAGCGCUGGUUUAUCCUACGCAGUGGGCGCAUGAGUGGAGAUGCAGAUGUUCUGGAGUACUACAAGAAUGACCACGCCAAAAAGCCCAUUCGCAUCAUCAACCUACACUGCUGUGAGCAGGUCGAUGCAGGACUCACUUUCAAGCGUAAAGAGUUCCAGGACAGUUUUGUGUUUGAUAUCAAAACAGCUGAACGAACCUUCUACCUGGUGGCAGAGACCGAAGACGAGAUGAACCGCUGGGUUCGUUCCAUCUGCCAACUUUGUGGAUUCAACCAGUCUGAAGACACCCAUGAUGAAAGGCCGUCUACUACCCAAAUGCUUCGCUCAAUGGCUGGUGACCUCAGCAGUUCUCUGGCUCCUCUGCUUGGUGAACGCAAGACGUCUGUGCCCUCACACUCUAGCCAACCAGUGUUGUUCACGUUUGACAUGCCGAUACGCCACUCCCAUGCCCCCCUGUCCAACAGUGCCCCACAGGACUACCUCCUUCUUCACCAGUGCAUGAGCCGGAAGAGUGAGGGCAUUCGGAGUGCCAGUUUCUCGCAGGCACAGCGUGGCAGUCUGUUGUUGGGCAGUGACUCAGCAGUGCAGCGUCUUGCUCAUGGCGUCUCGCAGUGUCUGAACGGGACACGCUCUCAACUACAUGGCUCCUACAGCCUCCCCAAAUCCAACAAACACCAACAGAUUGGGGUGCGUGCAGAUUCACCUCGCGAUGCCUAUGUGCUACCCCGAGCCCACAGUGCCGAGGAUCCUUCUGACCCGGAAUCUGAAGAAAUCUACACCUAUAAGACACCCUCUAAUGCCCUCGCCACUGCGCACUUCAACGACCAGCGCCCUCCAGACAACUACGACCUGCCUGGCACACCUGGCUCUAUCUACCAGAUACCUCGCACAUUCGAUAGGAACCACAACACUCUGACGCCCAACAGUGCAGAUUCGACAGGUGGACCCCCACCACCCAGACCACCAAAACCCAGCCUGAACUCUGAGACACGCUGGGGAAGCCCUCAAUCCCUUGGAGGACAGAAUGGAGACGUAGCCAAUGUAUCGGCAAUCCCACGGAGGAACACGCUUCCAGCAGUGGAGAACAUCAAGCUUCACAGAGGAUCCUCAUUUGAGACCAGCCAUCAGCGUCCACACUAUUUCAAUAACUCUGAUCAGUCAGUAGAAUCUGUCAAUGAUGGCUUCAGCUCCUACCUGAGAGAAAAAACUCCACUUGCCCGCUCAGACAGCGGAAAUUCUGACGACAACUACGUACCCAUGAACCCUGGCUCCUCCACGUCACCUCUCAACACUGUCCUGACCGACAGUCCCAAGAACAACUACAUUCCCAUGAGUCCUGGUCCACACCACUUUGAUUUCCCCGGAUUCUCUGCCACUCUGCCAGCCAGGAAAGGCAGUACAGCCUCAAUGUGCUACCGACCGGGCCGGAUGAGUGACAUCACGCCUCCACCAAUCAACCGCAACCUGAAGCCCAACAGGAAAGUAAAGCCAUCACCUCUGGACCUGAGGAACAAUGGCAUCAUUGAUGAGCUUCCUUUUAAGAGCCCUGUUACCUUGUCCUGGAGCAGACCCGUGCCUGUUAUAAACUCCAUGUCCUCACAACACUGUCGACCCAUCUCCACUCAGAGCAUCACCAGCACUGAUUCUGCAGACAGUGAGGAAAAUUAUGUGGCAAUGCAAAACCAAGCAUCUACCUCGCCAGCGGUGAGCGGUACCAGCAGCCCUGCUUCUAGGAAAGGUGGGAACGUUGACUACUUGGCUCUGGAUUUCCAGUCUGGCUCCCCUGGUCAACAUAGAAAGCCUUCAACGUCUUCCGCGACAUCAGAUGAGAAGGUUGACUAUGUCCAGGUGGACAAGGAGAAGACACAGGCCCUUCAGAACACCAUGCAGGAGUGGACGGACGUCCGGCAGUCCAGUGAGCCGGCCAAAGGCAUUAAAUCCUGACAGAAUGCUAACAUGCUAAUUCUGGCAGCAAGAUGAAACACACAAUGCACGUGGGCCUCCUUAUCGCUUUGUUUUCCAUCAGACUGGUGUGCCAUGACAUAAGGGAUUUUUCUUCCUUCAACAAAACUCACAAGAUUCAGCGAUGUUCUAACAUGGAACCCAAAGCCAUAACAAAUCCUUGGUUGUAUGAGGAAAAAAAUAGCCAUUAAUCAUCAAGGAACUGCCUUGCUUGUUAACUAUGGACAGAGAUUAAUGCCAUAAUUUUUAUAAAUUGGUGUAUCAUGAUCCAUCAGUAUGGGAUGCAUCAAAAUGUGCUUCAGUAUGCACAUAAAAAUGCCUUGUGUCUUAUAAAUUGUUUGAUGUAAAAAGAUAGGUUUUCUAUCUAUACAAAUGCCUCAUACAUUCUAAGAUGCAGUUUGACAUGCUUUCAAACACUUUCCUUUUGCUGUUCUCAUAGUCCGUGUCAUGCCAGUGAGACAAUGACAUUGUAAAAUGGCAUUAACCUCAACCGGCUAGAGCUCUUGCAGGCUUGCUGACUACAUUUUGUUGGCCGGAUCGUCUACACACACAGCGUGAUAAUAAAUAUUCAGACAUGCAGCUGAUUGAUACUAAGGCCUUCUCAAGUAGAGCCAAUAAGAUAAUGGCAUUAUAAUACAAGCAACUAGAAUUGUUGUAAAGUUACGAAUAUUAACUUGCUAAGAUGAAGUAUGGUGAAGAUAUGGCAAAUGGAGAUUAGGUUAAAAUAAACAGGAGCAUCCGACUUAACGUGAAGAAAGCAUUCUGUUCAUUUUUGUCAGGCUAGAAAAUAUUUAUUCUUAAUCUUUAUGACUAAAAACAACAUCAUUUAAGCCACAAGCACUCGUUCUCAGGAACUGAACGUAAAUGCUGCUUCCUGUGGAAAGGGAGGGGGAAUCAACCAACCCGCAGGUUAGAGGCGUGAUGCAGUGCCACAAUCUGUAUCUGGUUAGUGCUCCAAAUAUCUCUAUCGAAGUAUUCUGAUUUAAACAAGAAGUGGGUAUUGUCGAAACUAGAAAGGGUUUUUCCUUCCAUCCUUCCAUCCAUCCACUCAAUCAUUAUGCCACUGGAAACACUGCAGAGCUUUGGGGGGGACCCAGAGGUAAAAUUUGCCAGACUGUCAGCAUGGCCUUUGAAUUCUGGCCCUGACAGUUCCUCAACCUCUGUUACAUCAGUCGAGUUCAUAAUUGACAUCAACUAGAGAGGUGUGAAGGAUUUUUUUUUUUAAAUCCUGAAACUUCAUUUCAAAAAAAUAUAAACUAAUAUGAACAAACCACUGCAAUUCUACUUUGGCAGCUGCUAAGGAUGAAUAAAUCCUGCACGUUCAUUUCAUUGUCUUUGUUUUUUCCCCGUCAGCAUCAUAUUUGACCAGCCCACAUGAAAGUAAAUACAUUAAAUAAAUAAACAAUCUGUGCAGUGCUCCUCCUAUUCGUAUCUGUUUACAAUGCGUUAUCUCAAUGCGAGUACUCUGUUACAUCCCCAUCACUGAUUGAUUGAUUGAUUGAUUAUAUAUCAAGCGAACUUUUCAUAGCAUUACAUAAAACCAGCUCUGGUUAAAUACUACGAAGUCUGACGUAAUUACUGUCCUGUGCUAACAAACAUAGAUAAGCUGACCUUAGCACCUUUUAAGGAUAAUCUCCAAAAUGCAUCAAAACCAAUUUUACAUUGAAGAACAAUGACAAUAUUUAAUACGUGAAAAAUUAAGUAUAUGAACAGAAGGCAACCCAUGUAUUGACUAAUUCAACAACAAACGAUCACAUAUAUUUUUGUGUAAAUAACAAUUUACAAGACACAAGGUGCAGAUAGAUUUAUCUGUAAAUAGUGAAACACAUUUGAGAUGUCUCCCCGAUUACUGCUGAUGCACGUGUUUAUCAAUACCACGAAUCUUUCUGCUUUUAAGCUGAUGAUUCCUUUUUGAAAGAAAAUAAGAGAUGCGAACCUCAAACAGUGCAGUUGCAGCAUGAGUUGCAUGCAGUUGCCAUUUUAUUUGGGAGUGCAAUAUGAGCCACAGAUAUCAUUGAUUGGUGGAAAGUUCUCUCCAAGUACAGUGCCAUCGAUACUAAGAAACGGGCACUGCAUGAAAUUUAAAUAACUAUGUUCUUUUCAGAGUUGAAUGGGCUUACAAUAACAAUUUCCCGUCAAACUGAAUUGAAGUCUGAUGUCUGUUGGUUGUUUGUGGGAAAAACAGAAGGAUGAAGAACAUUUUUACCAAUGACUGAGCAAACAUGACUCAGCAAAAAAGAAAAAAAAAGGCAAAACAUACCGGUGUGUGGUGUAAAGAACAAGCUUUUCAAUUUGUGAAACUAUAUUCAAGCUAUGUAGCUGAGUUGUGUAUUGAGAGAUCUAGCCAUGCAGAUUUAGCUUAGCGGUGCAUGUUCGGUCAGGACGAUGAUGAAAACGGACUGCGCGUUCUCUCUGUAGAGACUUAGCAAUAAAUAGAAUUAGAUUGUCCUUGCCAAAUGUUUUGCUAGCGGACGGAAUUAUUUCUUUCAAGAUUUUGGUUUUCAGUUAUGCCUCGGAUAAGGUACACUACCGUUCAAAAGUUUGGGGUCACCCAGACAAUUUUGUGUUUUCCAUGAAAAGUCACACGUUUAUUUCCCACCAUAAGUUGUAAAAUGAAUAGAAAAUAUAGUCAAGACAUUUUUCUGGCCAUUUUGAGCAUUUAAUCGACCCCACAAAUGUGAUGCUCCAGAAACUCAAUCUGCUCAAAGGAAGGUCAGUUUUAUAGCUUCUCUAAAGAGCUCAACUGUUUUCAGCUGUGCUAACAUGAUUGUACAAGGGUUUUCUAAUCAUCCAUUAGCCUUCUGAGGCAAUGAGCAAACACAUUGUACCAUUAGAACACUGGAGUGAUACAGUGGUGCUUGAAAGUUUGUGAACCCUUUUAGAAUUUUCUAUAUUUCUGUAGAAAUAUGACCUAAAACAUCAGAUUUUCAC